Molecule: messenger RNA, 1026 nt
Organism: Hansenula anomala
Lineage: Eukaryota; Fungi; Ascomycota; Saccharomycetes; Phaffomycetales; Wickerhamomycetaceae
Product: glycoside hydrolase family 32 protein
Exons: 2
Coding region: 1-1026 (341 amino acids)
Biological process (GO): sucrose catabolic process
Cellular component (GO): fungal-type vacuole
Molecular function (GO): sucrose alpha-glucosidase activity
Source: RefSeq, a predicted model, not a curated record
AUGGUCCAACUCCAAGUCACUCUUUUAUUAACUGUUCUAACUACAUUCACUCGUUUGGUUGCUGCUAAGGCUGGUGAAAUCGGUAAACCUUCCAACAAGCAAGAUGAUGAUAAAUUGAGACCUCAAUUUCAUUUAACUCCUGGUAAAGGUUGGAUGAAUGAUCCAAAUGGUUUAUGGUAUGAUAGAAAAGAUAAGAUCUGGCAUGCUUAUUAUCAACACAACAAAGAUCACAAUGUUUGGAACUCUCCAAUUUCAUGGGGUCACUCCACUUCAAAAGAUUUAGUUUCUUGGGAUUACUACGGUAAUGCUUUAUCACCAAAAGAUCCUGGUGAAGGUUACUUUUCUGGUUCUAUUGUUGUUGAUAGAGAGAACACUUCAGGUUUUUUCAAUGAAUCCACUCCAAAAGAACAAAGAGCUGUUGCUAUGUACACUCAUAAUACCAACAAAGAAGUUCAAAGUCUUGCUUACACUUUGGAUGGUGGUUACUCUUGGACUGAAUAUGAUAGAAACCCAGUUAUUGACAUGAAUACCGCUCAACAACGUGAUCCAAAGAUCUUCUGGCAUCAAGAUACUAAGAAAUGGGUUAUGUUGAUUGCAAGAACUCAAAAGUACAAAGUUCAAUUCUUCACCUCCAAAAACUUGAAAGAUUGGGAACAUGUCUCUGAUUUUGAAAUGGAAGUUGAAAAUCCAUCAAAAGGUGAUGGUUCUUCUCAUAAAUGGGUUUUGACUUUAGCUUUACAUCCAGGUUCUCCAUUAGGUGGUCCAUUAAAUCAAUAUUUUAUUGGUGAAUUUGACGGUAAACGAUUUACUCCAGAUGAUCAUGCCACUAGAUUGAUGGAUUAUGGUAAAGAUUUCUAUUCAUUCACUACUUUUGAUUCUGCUGAUGAAGAAGAUGGUCCAAAUCUUGGUUUAGCUUGGGCUACUAACUGGCAAUACGCUACUGUUGUUCCAACUGAAAACUUCAGAUCUUUUGAGUUGAUACUUGAACGUGAGUCUAAUUUCACAUUUUGGACGUUAUAUUCUUGA